CGCCCGCGACCAAAACCUCUCUCUCUCCCUCCCUCUCCCUCUUCGCGCUCAGCGCCUCUCAGAUCCGCGCAUGGUGAGAUCUUGCUCCGGCGCGUGAAACCUCCGAACCGCCGCCGCCGCAGCACGCGCGGCCGUGUCCCGGCGAGCCGGAGAUUUUGCUGCCCCGCCCCGUCCCCCCCCUUCCUCCCUCCUCCCCCUUCCCUGCUGAGCCUCCGCCGUAGUUAUUACGGAUCUGCUGAGGCGCGAGAGUGUGUCGCUUUGCUCUAGGGUUCCGAUCUCUUACUGCUUCGUUUGAGGGGGUAGCCGGGGCCUCGGCCUCGGCGGGUUUUAAAGCCCCCACCUUCACAAAUCUAUCGAACAACAACGACUGUAACAACGACGGCGGCAACAAUUGCUCCUCUAAGCUCUUGAUCCUUUACCUGUUCCUUCCUCCGCGGAAAAGAAGAGACCGCCGUAAUGCCUGCCCUCGCUUGCUGCGUGGACCCCGCCGCCGCGCCUCCCGGCUACGCCCUCGCCGUGGACGGCUCCCUCCACCCGCUGGCGGCGGCGGCGGUCCCGCCUUUCUCCGGCGCUCCUCUCUCGACGACGACCACCGCCGCCGACGCCGCCGCCGUUGAGGACGGGUCCUUCUGGUCGCCCUCGCUGUCGGCGUCCCUCUACCGGAUCCCCGGGUGGGGGGCUCCGUACUUCGCGGUGAACGGGUCCGGGAACAUCUCGGUCCGCCCGCACGGCGCGGAGACCCUCGGCCACCAGGAGAUUGAUCUGCUCAAGAUCGUCAAGAAGGCCUCGGAUCCGAAGUCCGUCGGCGGGCUUGGGCUGCAGCUGCCCCUCAUCGUGCGGUUCCCCGACGUGCUGAAGAACCGCCUCCAGUCGCUGCAGUCGGCUUUCGACUUCGCAGUUCGGUCGCUCGACUACCAGGCUCAUUACCAGGGCGUUUAUCCCGUCAAGUGCAAUCAGGACCGCUUCGUUGUGGAGGAUAUUGUCGAGUUCGGGUCCCCAUUCAGGUUCGGUCUCGAGGCCGGGUCGAAACCGGAGCUCCUUCUUGCAAUGAGCUGCUUGUGCAAGGGAAACCCGGAGGCUUUGCUGGUAUGUAACGGGUUUAAGGAUUCCGAGUAUAUAUCUCUCGCUUUGGUCGCUAGAAAGCUUGCAAUUAAUACUGUGAUUGUGCUUGAGCAAGAAGAAGAGAUCGAUUUGGUCAUUAAUUUGAGCAAGAAGUUCUCUGUGAGGCCUGUAAUUGGUGUUAGGGCUAAGCUUAGAACCAAGCAUUCUGGUCAUUUUGGGUCGACUUCGGGUGAGAAGGGUAAGUUCGGGUUAACCACAACUCAGAUUUUGCGAGUUGUGAGGAAGCUCGACCAAGCUGGGAUGCUCGAUUGCCUGCAAUUGCUGCAUUUCCAUAUUGGGUCUCAGAUUCCUUCGACAAUCCUGCUUGCUGAUGGGGUCGGAGAGGCAGCACAGAUCUACUGUGAGCUUGUCCGUCUCGGUGCCCAAAUGAAAGUUAUCGACAUUGGAGGCGGUCUUGGCAUCGAUUAUGAUGGAUCCAAAUCCAGUGAUUCUGAUAUCUCUGUUGGAUAUGACCUGCAAGAGUAUGCUUCAGCUGUUGUCCGGGCUAUUCGCUUUGUAUGUGACCGCAAAUCCGUGAAGCAUCCCAUAAUCUGCAGCGAAAGUGGCCGUGCAAUUGUCUCUCAUCACUCGGUUCUGAUCUUCGAGGCUGUUUCUGCCAGUGCUUAUGAAGCCCCUGCCAUAUCUUCUCCUGGAUUGCAACAAUUCAUGGAGAGUCUGACGGAGGAUGCUCGUGCAGAUUACAGCAACUUAUAUUCUGCAGCCAUGAGAGGUGAGUAUGAAACUUGCUUGCUCCAUGCUGAUCAAUUGAAGCAGAGAUGCAUUGAGCAGUUCAAAGAAGGAAUUCUGGGCAUCGAACAGCUUGCCGCGGUCGAUGGCCUGUGUGAUAUGGUUUCCAAUGCAUUGGGUGCUUCAGACCCGGUGCGUACUUACCAUGUGAAUCUCUCCAUAUUCACUUCGAUUCCCGAUUUCUGGGGUAUCGGGCAGCUCUUCCCUAUUGUUCCUAUUCAUCGACUGGAACAAAGGCCUGGAAUGAGGGGGAUUCUUUCCGAUUUAACUUGUGACAGCGAUGGGAAGAUCGAUAAGUUCAUUGGGGGUGAGUCAAGCUUGCCUUUACAUGAGUUAGAAGGUGAACGCAGCAUCUCUGGUAGCGGUGGUAGGUACUAUUUGGGGAUGUUCUUGGGUGGGGCAUAUGAGGAGGCGAUCGGAGGACUUCAUAACCUUUUUGGUGGCCCUAGUGUUGUGCGGGUUUCUCAGAGCGAUGGUCCACAUGGCUUUGCAGUGACUCUCGCUAUGCCAGGACGGUCCUGUGGGGAUGUCCUCCGGGUGAUGCAGCACGAGCCCGAGCUCAUGUUUGAGACACUCAGGCACCGAGCAGAGGAGUACGGCAGUGGACAGUACAACGAUCCCAUGGGCAAUGAUGCUUUAGCUAGCCGCCUUGCUCAAUCUUUCCACAACAUGCCUUAUCUCGUGGCCACUUCCUCGUGUGCCCUUAAUGCUAUCAACAACAAUGGCUUCUACUAUUGCAACGAAGAUGAUUAUAAUGCUGCUGUUGCUGAUGCUGCCUCUGGAGAGGAUGAGCAGUGGUCUUACUGCUGUGCUUGAAGUCUCGAGUUACUUAGCAUUCCCAAUAAGUCACCUUUGGUGGCGGUGAGCGGUUGUCCUCAAGGUCGUCGUCUGCUGUUUUUCUUUUUCCUUUUUUCCCAAUUUUUUAAGUAAUUUUAAUUUCAAGAGACGCAAAUGGAUGUUAGGCGAAAGCAGUGUCCUUAGCCUUUUGUCGAAAGGGGCGGACAUGAGAACCAAAACUCAUCCUCUACAAGUUUGGUUUCUUUGUUCCCUCCGUUCAUGUCCUCUUUGUGAGAUUCUUGAAAUUUAUCAUUAGUUUCUUCAA
Syzygium oleosum is the source of this 2950-nucleotide messenger RNA. Its product is annotated as arginine decarboxylase. Gene Ontology annotation, molecular function: arginine decarboxylase activity. The coding region runs from base 457 to 2664 and encodes 735 amino acids. The record is from RefSeq and is a predicted model, not a curated record. Gene Ontology annotation, biological process: spermidine biosynthetic process; L-arginine catabolic process. Lineage: Eukaryota; Viridiplantae; Streptophyta; Magnoliopsida; Myrtales; Myrtaceae. The transcript has a single exon.